Molecule: messenger RNA, 883 nt
Organism: Durotheca rogersii
Lineage: Eukaryota; Fungi; Ascomycota; Sordariomycetes; Xylariales; Xylariaceae
Exons: 3
Coding region: 166-618 (150 amino acids)
Source: RefSeq, a predicted model, not a curated record
UUUAACACAUAGCGCACGUGUGCUCGACACGGUGAACACCUCCGACAACUUCCUCCGACAACGUCUCGUCCCACGGCUCAUCCUCCACGUCGAUCGCGUUAUUGUCCUAGAUCCCGCACCGACAUAGCCCUAUACCCUCUUGUCGGAUCGCUACGUCCGAAGACCAUGUGUGGCGACCAAUGCCGGCAAUCCUGCGGCGGCGCUCUCGCCGUGCUCACCCGUCCUGCAAGAAGAUACUGCCCAUUGUCGAUGGCGAUGGCAGGCCGCCUGGCUUUCCACGACAAAGGCAAUGGUGGCUCGACGGCCACCCACGUUACGUACACGCCAGGGGAGGAUGCCAGGAGUAGCCUGGGUGACAUAGACGCAUGUGUCGUGAUUAUUCACGAAACUGGCGACCUGACGACGUCCGCCAUCAUUAGCCCGGUGUUGUGUCGGUUCAGCCUGGCCCGAGGCCGGUGGAUCCUGUCCGAGGACGAUAGAGAAAGGUCGAUAGAAGUGCCUCUCAGCCACCCGAUGAGGAUCGAGGUUGGCGGCGAGGGAAUCAUCGGCCGAAGGGUCACCCUGUGGUCAGAACAGAGCUCCAGUCCCGCUGCGGAAGGGAUCAUAGGAUACAAUUGAGCCGGAUACGGGUCGUAGCACAAUUAGGAGCUCAGCGUGUAGGCACGCCCGAGCGGACAUGUUAGUGUCGUGUCGCUCAUGCAUUGUGCGCAUCGCUUCUUGAACCAAGCGGGCGCCUCGGCCCGGCCUAGAAGUGCCACCUCGACCCGAAUCUCGGGUGCGUUGGAGGUGAUCAGUGGCUUGACGCCAACAUUUCUGUUGUUGUUCCUUUACCGGCACGCAAUAGGAGGGAAAGAUGGCAGUUGAAGUCAGGGCAACGUAUAAC